GAGCUCUUGACUGUGAAGUCACUAUGUCCUCCUCAAGCUCAGAUUCUGGUUCUGACAAUGAAGAUGUUGUCUCGCGCGUCCUGAAAAGAUCAAAAUCGUAUACAAACGACGAAGACGCUCAACCUUUAACUUGGCUUUCCACCUUCGACAAUUAUUUCACGCAAUCUACCACCCGUUCACAGACAUCAUCGAAUGUAUUCUCGUCUCUCCUCUUGCCGCUUACCCAGGAUGAAUACGCAGACGCGAUACAUGCCUACAAAGCUCGUGUCGGCACGCAUAGAAAGCUGUCUCAGCCGACACCAGACGUCCUAGCUCGCUACACGCGUGAACUCGACGAAGGCUUCAAUCUUCUUUUUUAUGGCUUUGGCUCAAAACGACGCGUUCUGAACGAUUUUGCAGCAUCUUAUCUAUCAAGGAAAGGGCAUGUCGUUGUCGUUAAUGGGUUUGCUCCCGGCGUCGGGAUAAAGGAUGUGCUUACAGGCAUAGAGGACAUUAUUUCCGGCUUGGGAAACACGUCUUUCGGUAGUGGUGGUGGACUAGAAGGGCAGACACAAAGAGUAUAUGACUAUUUUUCUAGUAUAGAGAUAGGAAGAGAUAAUCCUAAGGCCAAGCCACUCUACGUUGUCAUCCACAACAUCGACGCCCCGCCGCUUCGCAGUCUGAAAGCUCAUUCCACGCUCUCCUUUCUCGCACUUAAUCCACACAUCCACAUCGUGGCAUCCGUUGACAGACUCAAUGCACCACUACUCUGGACUUCCUCCGAAAUAGCCGCACGCAAGCACGAAUCUCACUCUUCGUCUUCCUCCAGUAAAGGCGGGAGGCGCGGUUUUGCAUGGCUCUUUCAUGAUCUUACUACAUUAGCACCAUUCGAUGCUGAGCUUUCUUGGGCAGAUCGCGCGUCCAUAUCUGGUGCCUCUUCGU
Serpula lacrymans var. lacrymans S7.9 is the source of this 921-nucleotide messenger RNA. RefSeq lists its product as uncharacterized. Lineage: Eukaryota; Fungi; Basidiomycota; Agaricomycetes; Boletales; Serpulaceae. Gene Ontology annotation, biological process: DNA replication. Gene Ontology annotation, molecular function: DNA replication origin binding. The transcript has a single exon. The annotation marks the transcript as partial. Gene Ontology annotation, cellular component: nucleus; nuclear origin of replication recognition complex. The record is from RefSeq and is a predicted model, not a curated record.